AUAUUGGUGAACGCCAUCGGUGCAGGCACUAUAGGAUAUUUGGAGGGAUGGACAGAGAUCGACAUCGUCUACUAUGCAGUGAUCAGCAGCACCACCAUUGGAUACGGUGACCUUCACCCGGACAAUGAGGCAACCUACUUGGUGGCUUCCAUCUACAUCCCAUUUGCGGUCGUCGCCGUCGGGAACUUUGUCACCACCAUCGCCCAGUACUACAUGGGAAAGAGCGAAGAGAAACGACGCGCGGAGAUCCUGAACCGGAAAUACGCUUUCGAAGAGCUAUUGGCCAUGGACGAGAACAACGACGGGAGUGUGGAUAUCAUGGAGUUUACGAUCUACUUGUUGAAGCUGUGGGGCAUGGUAGACGACAAGAUACUCGAAGCCAUAUACGCGCGGUAA
This is a messenger RNA of Nannochloropsis gaditana CCMP526, 396 nucleotides long. RefSeq lists its product as uncharacterized. Gene Ontology annotation, cellular component: membrane. The annotation marks the transcript as partial. The transcript has 4 exons. Gene Ontology annotation, biological process: stabilization of membrane potential; potassium ion transmembrane transport. The record is from RefSeq and is a predicted model, not a curated record. Gene Ontology annotation, molecular function: potassium ion leak channel activity.